AUGGAGAGCGCGGCGCAGUCCAUCGUGAGCAACCUGGGGCAGCUGCUGGUCGACGAGGUCCAGGAGAUCCGCGGCGUCGGCGACAAGGUGGUUCUCCUAAUGGACGAGCUGUCCACCAUGAACGCCUUCCUCCGAAUGAUCUCCGAGGCGGACCAGAGCACCGUCGACCACCUGGUCAGGGAGUGGGAGAAGCAGGUGCGUGAGCUCGCCUACGACGCCGAGGACUGCGCCGACACUUACUGGCUCCGCGUCAGGCGCCCGAUGGCGCCCCUCCAGCUGCCUCACAUUAUCGUGAAAUGGCCCAAGUACCAGCUGGAGAAGCUGCUGCUGCGACGCACCCUCGCCGCCGACGUCAAGGCCCUUCUGGCACGUACCACCACCGUCAGCGAGCGCCGCGUUCGCUACGGCAUCGACCGGGCAGCGCUACCCAGGUCUCCGUGGUUCGCUCCAGUCUCGGCGGCGUCUGUGUCCACGAAUGCCCUCCGCCGUGCCGAUGACCCUGAUGAUCAGUUCGUCGGCAUCAGGGAACAGGUCGACACCCUGGCGGAGAGGAUCAAAGCCGACGAUGAUGACAGAAGCCUCAAGGUGUUCUCCAUCGUGGGGUCCGGAGGGCUGGGGAAGACAACUCUGGCGGUGGAGCUGUGCCGGCAGCUGGAGGCCGACUUCCAGCGCCAGGCGCUGGUGUCCGUGUCACAGGCGUUCGAUGGCGGGAAGGAUAUGAAGGGACUGAUGGCCCGACUGCUCAAGCAGAUUGUGAACCUGAAAGAAGAUGGUGAGCAAACCCAAGGCAACCAACCUAAAAUCAACCAAAUGGACGUGGAAGAACUGUCGAGCAAGCUCAAGGAGCUCCUCAAGGACAAGAGGUAUCUCAUUGUGAUCGAUGAUGUAUGGAGCGUACCAGCAUGGGAAGCUAUCCGCGUCAGAUUGCCAGAGAACAAAUGCAGCAGCAGAAUCAUUGUGACGACUCGGAUAGAGACAGUGGCCAAAGCAAGUAGCGUUUCAGAGGAUCUUGUCCAUCAUAUAAAGCCACUGGACUUACAUGACAGCAAGAAGCUAUUCGUCAAGAGAGUAUUUGGCUCCAUGGGUGGUACUUGCCCCGACGGAUUGAAAGAUACCAUGGACAAUAUUUUGAAGAAAUGUGGUGGGUUGCCAUUGGCUAUUGUUAGUAUAGCCAGCCUUCUAGCAAGCUACAAUUCGGCUGAGAGUGUAGAAAUGUGGAUAAAAGUGUCCAACUCAAUUGGUUCUCAGAUGGAGAGCCACCCCACCCUGGAGGGGAUGAGGCAAGUGAUUACACUCAGCUAUGACUACCUGCCUCAUCAUCUAAAGGCUUGCAUGAUGUAUCUGAGCAUUUUCCCUGAGGAUUAUGUGAUUGCCAAGGAUAGGUUGUUGUACAGAUGGAUUGCCGAAGGUUUGGUUGCUAAGAAGCGGGGUUUGACUUUGUUUGAUGUUGCAGAAGAAUACUUCAAUGAGCUGAUAAGCAGGAACAUGAUUCAACCAAACAAGCUACAGGUAACCAAAAAAACCUACUCCCAUGCAGAAAUGGGCGAAGCAUGCCAGGUGCACGAUACGAUGCUUGAGGUCAUGGUGUCCAAAUCCCAAGAUGCCAACUUUGUUAGCUUGGUAGGACGGCAAUAUGGAGGAUCGCCAUAUGGCAAGGUUCGACGCCUCUCAAUCCAUGCCAAUGACGACAACGAGCGCAUGAGUCAGAACAAGGGAGUGGAGCAGCGGCAUCAUGCAAGACAUGGCAUUGAGGCGAUGAACCUACAACAAGUUCGAUCACUCACUAUAUUUCAGUCGGAAGGCCUUGAGAAGCUUUUAAAUCGAAUAGGCGAGUUCAAGUUGCUGAGGGUACUUGACCUGGAAGACUGCAAGGCUCUGCAAGACAAGCAUAUGAGAUAUGUCUGUCGGCUGUAUCUUCUCAGGUUCUUGAGAUUGACAGGUACACGAAUCAGUAAGAUGCCUAGCGAAAUCGGUGAUCUGGAGUAUUUGGAGAGUCUGGAUGUUGGAAGUAGGAUGUACAUGCCGCCAACCGUGACGAAGCUGCAUAGACUUGAGCGCCUGAGGGUGCCUUGGUGGACUCUACCACGGGGUCUAGGGAACAUGAAGGCGCUGCGCGAGGUGGACUGGGCCCAACUCAAAGGUGACGUUCAGGUUGCCCGAGAGAUAGGUGAGCUACAACACUUGCAGGUGCUAUAUAUUACUGUGGUUGAGGACCCCGAAGAGGAGUUUUCGAGUGUGCUUUGCUCCUCCCUAAGCAAGACAUGCGCCCUCCGAUCGCUCCACCUGUAUUCUGGCAGGACACUGGACUCUCUCCUUCACGUCUCCUCACCGCCACCACUCCUCCAGCAUCUUACUAUGAUGGGGCCCAUUAGUCAAUUUCCUGAUUGGAUCUCAUCACUCAAGCACCUUGCAGAAUUUUCGGUGGAAUGGGCCACGCUUGCUGCUGACCAGCUACUUGAUUCCUUGUGUAAGUUGCCCAGCCUGCGGAGCAUCCGCCUGGGGAUGCGGAGCUGCAAAGACCGAGAGCUGGUUGCACGCACCACACACAGUUUUCCAGCGCUGAGGAUCCUGGAUCUGUACCUCGCUGGAGAACAGCCCGAAGUAGUCGAAUUUGAGCAAGGAUCAAUGACAAAGCUGGAGACGCUUCUAUUGGAGUUCUCUGACAAGGAGAGGAGAAUUGUCGGUAUUGACAACUUGAAGAGCCUUAAAGAGGUGAAGCUCAGUGGUUGGGAAAAUAACCCAUCACUGCAACGCGCACUGCAGCAGCUCAAGGAGGAGAACGAGAAUCGCCGUGAGUCCAGCCAGAUCAAAGUUGUAGUGCACCAUGGGUGA
This is a messenger RNA of Miscanthus lutarioriparius, 2832 nucleotides long. Lineage: Eukaryota; Viridiplantae; Streptophyta; Magnoliopsida; Poales; Poaceae. The record is from the annotation of a GenBank genome assembly.